Molecule: messenger RNA, 4208 nt
Organism: Amoebophrya sp. A25
Lineage: Eukaryota; Dinophyceae; Syndiniales; Amoebophryaceae
Source: the annotation of a GenBank genome assembly
GUAGUGUUUCUCAUUCUAAUGUGGUAGAAGACCUAGUUCUUUGGGAGUUCAUCGUCAAGCUGAUUUCCGACACGCACUGAGACUCGCUUUCAUCAAAGGAAAUUUCCAUAAAGAAACGAAAGCAUUUUAGAGUUCAAAAUUCAUCUGAAAUUUCUCCUCCAUUCUAGGUAUUUUUCAGCCUCAACAACUUCUUGUAGGUCUAAAAGAACUGAAACGAAUCAUAGACAGAGCAAAACGAAUAAUAGACAGAGGAUUUUUUACUUUUACUCGUAGAAAAACGUUAAUUAUGUCAUCGGAUAUGAUCACAGAGGUUGAGGAGGUCGCUGAGCAGAUUGAUGUAGAUUUUAACGAAGAUGAAGGUGCUGCUGUUCUUGCUGACGAAAACAGUGUCGAACAGCAACAAGUGUUAAAGUCCUCUUCUCGUUCAGACGACGCCCCUCCUACAACUACUUCUAUGCGUCAUCACGUUGAGGACAUCAACAGUACCACGACUACAACAGUUGUUGCAGCUUCUGAGAAAGAACCCGUGAUAGUGCGUAAAAACGGCGUUGUCCACCCGGCGCACGGACUGAAUAACCCCUUUGGAUCUAAAAUUCUAGUGGAUUCGCCGAAUACUUCACCGGCUCGCGGAGCAGAGGUGGUGGAAGACGAGCCCCGACCGACCAGUAGAUUCAGCACGAAGGAGACCUGCGACUCCCCAACAGGAGUUUCCGCCUUGGACAGCGCUGCGAAAGGAGGUAGUGGCACUGGCCGUGGGGAGAGUAGUCCAAAUACAAAGCCGAUUACAGAAGUUGCUGUGAGUAAGUGCCGAUCGAUCACAUCUUCCGCUUGUAGUAGAUCUACUGGUAAUAAUCCUCUAGCUGGAGAAGUAGACGAAGACCAAAAUAUGUUAUGGUCAACAUUUCGUGUCCAUCUCGUCUCUCGGCAUCUUGGUUUCCUUUUGCCCUGUAUUAUUCCUAUGAAAUGAUACAAGGGUAGUAAAGGGGGCAAGAUGAGGGGGCCGAGAUGCAUUGUAGCACACGCUAAGUAUGGAGGAAGACUUUUUAUCCUCGGCUGUUGUGGAGGACGAGGCGUUGCGAGAGGACCCCAACAUGCCCUCGUCUCCUAAUGAAGGCAAUGAAGGUGCUGAUGGCGCUGAUGGAAAUAUGAAUUGUGGAGUUCGUGAUGGAAAUAUGAAUUCUGGCUCUUUCGAUCAGCAAGGUGGUGAACAAGAUCAAGAUCAAGAUGCCCAAAUGGCCGACGGAGAAGAUCAAGAUGCUGCUGGUGAUAAUCUUAGCAAGGAGGGAAUUUCGCAUAACGAUUUGAGUGCUAGUGGCAAUGAAAACGAGGGUGAACAAAAGGCUGACAGCGACAAGGAUUCUGAUAGUGGCAGUGCAGUCCAGUUACCGCGAACCACGGCGCGACCGCAUCCUACUUAUCGAGGAAACAAAAGCGGGAUGAACAACAACAAUAAUGCUAGUUCCACUUCCACUUCUGCUGGUGGCAAUAACAAUGCUAGUUCUACUGCUGGUGAUAACAAUGCUGCAACUACGGGUAAUGCAGAUGCUGGAAACAACAAUGGUGCAACUGCUACCACUGGAGAAGGCACCAACGACGGAACCAGUACCACUGAUAACAAGAGACGAGAGGGACGAGAUGGAAAAUGCACGCUUUUUGUCGGUGGAUUAGCUCCAUACACGACCACCGAGAAAUGUGAGGAGAUGUUCAGACGCUAUGGUUUCCCCUGCGCCCACGUUCAUAUUCCAUGGAACUUCGCGAAGCAAGCGCCUUUCCAAUACGCUUUCGUACUUCUUCUACUUCAUACUUACUCCGAUCAUUACCCUCCCUCUUCCCCUCCGUCCUCCUUUUCAUUUCUCCCUUUCUCCGAAAAUUAGGAAAUGUUCGGGUGUAUUAGAUUAGUGUUAGUUAUGGACCUAAUAAAGAUUAACUAUUCCACUAUCGUCUAGAACAACUGCAUUACUGUUACUGUUACCUUUUCAUACUCCUAGCUACUUUCUUCUUCUUUUUCGCAAUGAUAAUGUUGAAUUUUCGAAUGUUGUUGUGUUACUAUUUCUCCAAAGUGAUCCAUCUUGAGAAAUAGUCUAACUCUUCUCCUUAAAUUCAGGUUGACUUGGCCAAUCCGGCAGACGUGGACCGGGCAAUCGCACGUUUUCAUAAUCAGGACGUUGAUGGACGUGAGGUACAACUCGGUGUUGUUACAACUUCGUACUUUUUUAUUUGAGUAGAUGGUAAGUAGACGUACAAUAAGUUAGCGUAAAAAUCAAAACAAAAUUGUACGCCGAAAAAAGAGUUCUGCAUCAAUAAAUAUGUAUCGAAUUUAAGAAAAACACAGCACCCCUGAAUCCAACCAACCAUCGUGAACGAAUCAACCUGUUCAGUUGCGUUGCGAGAUCCGUUCCCAGGGAUCCGCCAAGGAUGCGACUGAGAUGGUAAAUCAGCACCGAGCGAAGGGUGCCGGCAGCUACAGCACUGUCUGGGACGCCAGACGUGGCCCUACCAACUACGUUCCGAGCUAUGCCGGAAAGGGCAGCUCUCGCGAUUGUCGGCCUCCACCUCGUAGUUCUUCGAAUUAUGGUGGUGGUUCUUCGCGUGGCAAUUAUGGAUCGUCCACCGCUGCUCCUGCUGCUGGUGGAGGUAGUGGCAGAUCGAGAUUCGACACCGAUGCACCGACUGCGCCAGCACGACAGGUCCGUGGCUACGGCGAUGAUCGUUACCACACAGGUGGCAACAACUAUGGUGCCAGUAAUAAGGGACGCGGAAAAGAUUCCUAUGGUGGCGAUCGUGGUGGUUACGGUAACAACAGCUACAACAACUACAAUUUUUCUCGAGGUGGUGGCAAAGACCAUAGUACUCGAGAUCGCGACAACCGGGACAACAAUCGAGACAAUGACCGUUUUAGUAGUUUCGCUAGAUUUUCUAGCCGUCCGGAACCGGAAAGUACCGCACCACGCGGACCAGCACCUUUGCCAGGUGGCCGCGCUCCAUUGCCAACACCUAUUGGAGGAGGUGCGCAACGACAAGCGGCCCGAUCCAGUCGCAGUCGCGGUCGACGUGCAGCUGAGAAUACACCAAGAGGUGGAGCCUCGACUACCAACAACAACAACAAUAAGGGACGCGAAAACAGUCGUAGCAGACGACGUGAUUCUCGCCGCCCAAAUCGUGCCCCGGCACCCCGACCAGCAGGAGGAAAAGGACGAUUUUGAACUUGGUAGAGUACAAUGUUGAGAAGGUCGGAGCAAAAAUGGUAUGGGGAAUUAUGGUUGACGAAAAGAUAAAAAUGAUUUGUUCACGAGGAGAUCAGGUCUUGUCGUAUAGAGGAUGGUUUCUGGUCUGAGCAUAGAGCGUAAUUCGAUUUCCGUGUCCCAGGAGGUUGCUGAUGUUGUUCCUGAGAAGCACCACCCGAACUUAUGAGAUACAUAACUGCUGGACCUUCAUGUUACGGCGCGUUUGAAGCACUAUCCAGAAGAUAGGAUUUUAUGACGGAUGAACCACACGCUUUUCUCAGGACAGGAUAUCUGUCUUCACGUUUCUCCCUUCGCAGGGUUCCUCGCCCCUGCUACAUUUAAGCAGCCUAAAGGGCGAUUAUGAUAGUGUUCACUCUCAACUGCAUUACAUACACCCUUUGUAGAAUGAUGUGGUGAGCAAAAUAGAGUUGGUGAUAACAACACUCAACAAUUAAGAAUAUUUUGAAUUUCCAUUCCUGGUCGUUCAGGAUGCUACUUCUAAUACUGUGUACAACAAUAACAAAAAGGAUUGCUUUUACUUCUUCAUGACGAGGAGAGAAGAACAGAUCGAUAAUGUCUCGUUUUUAUAGUACCCUUACUCUUCGUCUCCAAAUGAUUCAUUUGCAUUCUUUUCGCAUCAUGAUAAUUCUUGUCUUAUACUCUUCUUCGCUCAUACAAUAUCUAGUUUGUCUACCCCAGAUGAAGAUCGUUGCGUAUUUAGCUAGAGGUACUCGCGAAGAAUAUUCUUGUCCUAGGCCUAUCAAAGAAGUGCCUCCAGAUGACUGACAGCACUAUUAUCUUCAACCAAGAACAAGAGUCAAAGUUGUACCUAUGGAUCUGAGAAAGACCUCGCCUUCAUGCGGGUAUGUGAAGACAACAGUAAAGUGUACCCCACUCACAUUGAUACUCAAGCAUCGAUACUGGAAGUUGUCAUUCAGCGAGUACCCGUUCUCGUGAUAUGAAAAGCACUCCGUUUUGAUGGAA